Messenger RNA from Danio rerio (zebrafish), 1545 nucleotides. The record is from RefSeq and is a predicted model, not a curated record. NCBI's taxonomy places the organism in Eukaryota, Metazoa, Chordata, Actinopteri, Cypriniformes, Danionidae.
GGAUCAUCCAGACUGUUACCAGCAACAAGCCCAAAAGCCAGGCUCUGUCAUGAAAUAUGUCAAAGUAAAUUUAGAAAUCACUACUUUCUUUUUCUAUUUGCAUUUUCCAGAGUGUCUCAAUCAGUUAUCCACACUGAUAUAAUCACAAAUGUUUCUUGAUCAUCAUAUAAGACAUUAUAAUGAUUUCUGAAGCAUCAUGUGACUCAAGACUGGAGUAAUGAUGCUGAAGCAAUACAGCAAACUCACAUAGAGAGGAGAACUGUUGAAUGGUAAUGAUACACCGCUGUUUCUGCUGUCCAUCAGGCCUCUCCGCCGGCGUUCUGUCCAGACUCUCGAACCCAUGAUCUCUCUGCCAUCCUGUCCGCCAUCAGAGGAGCGCAGAGCUUCAUUCACGUCUCCGUCAUGGAGUAUUAUCCUGCCUCCAAAUACUUCAAUCUCCACGGGUUCUGGCCGGUGCUGGAGGAUGCUCUUAAGCGUGCGGCAUUUGACAGGCGUGUGUUUGUGCGUCUGCUGGUCAGCUGCGGUCGGGAAAGUGACCCGUCCGUCUGGCCAUUUCUGCGCUCACUGGAUGCUCUUCAUUCGCCAUCAGACAACAUCAACAUCGCUGUGAGAGUGUUCAUUAUUCCUGCAGGAAACCAGACACGCAUCCCUUACACCCGAAUCAACCACAGUAAAUACAUGGUGACUGAUAAACUGGCCUAUAUAGGGACGUCAAACUGGUCAGCAGACUACUUCAACACCACUGCUGGAGUGGGCUUAGUGGUUUCCCAGGAUGCUUUGCAGAAAAACUCAUUCCAGCAGCAGCUGAGGGCUGUUUUUCAGAGAGACUGGAGCUCUGAGUUCUCCAUCCCUCUGUCUGAACUCCAGAACAACCACGACUGCGCUUUCCCCACACACACUCCAUAAACGCACACAUACAUACUAUUAACUGAAACACACACACCGUAAACACAUAUUUGUGCAGGUGUCUGUUUAUGCUGUACAUGUAUCUAUGUCUCUCAUGUGCCUUUUAAAUGUUUAUUUUUUCUAGUCAUUAAAUAAGGGAAGCUUCAGGCAGCCAGUGCUUCAUUUCAUUUUUAAAAAUUAUUAAAAAGCUCACAUAUAAGAAUUGAGUUCAAGUUGGUUUUAUGUUCGCACAUUUGUUCGUUUUUGAGCACUGACAACUUGUGACAGCGUGUCUGUAUUGUGUAUUAUGCUACUUUGCAUAUUAGGUCUGAACUCGCAUGUAAGUAUGAUUCAAAACAACAUCAGCACUGUUUUUGUGACUGGGAACAUUGUUGUACUUUGAUAGUCGUUGGCUAAUUUUAUAAUUUCUCUGUUUAAAAUUGGCAAACAAUACUUUUCUAAAAUUAUACUAUUAAGUAUAAAGCCUUAAUGUGUGAAUAUAAAACCAACUUUACCCCAAUAAUAUAAUAAUAGAGGAUUGCAGCGCUUUGUAGUUUUCUGCUUUCAGUAUUUUUCAUUUUCAGUGUUUCGGCUGAAAUGCAUAUAAAUAUACUAUGCAUAUAAAUUUAACGAAUUCAUUUUUAUUCCUCCCCCCCCCAA